AUGUUGGAACCAUUACACACAGAAAUACUUACUCAUCAUGCACAAGAUCAUCAGCAGCUGGCGGCUCCAGUAGAAGAGCCUGGGCAGCUUGAGGCACUCACUGAGGAGCCUGAGCCUGAGCAGCUGAGGGCUUCUGCUGAAGAGGUUGAGACACUCACUGAAGAGUCUGAGCUGCUGAGGACUCCUGCUGAAGAGCUUGAGACACCCACUGAAGAGCCAGAGCCUGAGCAACUGGAGGCUCCUGCUGAAGAGCUUGAGACACCCACUGAAGAGCCAGAGCCUGAGCAACUGGAGGCUCCUGCUGAAGAGCUUGAGACACCCACUGAAGAGCCAGAGCCUGAGCAACUGGAGGCUCCUGCUGAAGAGCUUGAGACACCCACUGAAGAGCCAGAGCCUGAGCAACUGGAGGCUCCUGCUGAAGAGCUUGAGACACCCACUGAAGAGCCAGAGCCUGAGCAACUGGAGGCUCCUGCUGAAGAGCCUGAGACACCCACUGAAGAGCCAGAGCCUGAGCAACUGGAGGCUCCUGCUGAAGAGCUUGAGACACCCACUGAAGAGCCUGAGCAACUGGAGGCUCCUGCUGAAGAGCCUGAGACACCCACUGAAGAGCCAGAGCCUGAGCAACUGGAGGCUCCUGCUGAAGAGCUUGAGACACCCACUGAAGAGCCAGAGCCUGAGCAACUGGAGGCUCCUGCUGAAGAGCCUGACCAGCUUGAGGCACCUACUGAAGCGCCUGAGCAACUGAAUGCUCCGUAUGAAGAGCCUGAGCAGGUUGAGGCACCCACCGAAGAACCUGAGCAGUUGAGGGCCCCUGCUGAAGAGCCUGAGCAGCUUGAGGCACUCACUGAAGUGCCUGAGCAGCUUGAGGCUCACAUUCAAGUGCCCCAGUGGUGCCGCUACGCUAAAUGUCUAGUGAAAGGUUUGCCUAUUUGCAUUGCCACUGUGGGAAUCCUUAUUCCCUCAGCAUUCCUGGCUGCUCACCCCAGCACUCACCAAGUUGUGCACGAUUUCCUCUGCCAUUUCCAGCUAAUCCAAUUCCCCUUUUAA
Molecule: messenger RNA, 1047 nt
Organism: Solea solea (common sole)
Lineage: Eukaryota; Metazoa; Chordata; Actinopteri; Pleuronectiformes; Soleidae
Product: cell surface glycoprotein 1-like
Exons: 1
Coding region: 1-1047 (348 amino acids)
Source: RefSeq, a predicted model, not a curated record